UUUGAGAACAUAAUGUCCGUCUGUACAUCUUCUCACAAGGAUUUUUCUCAGCUGCUACCUGCUCAAGACAUGGAUAUAAAAAACUCACCAUCAAGCCUUAAUUCCCCUGCUUCCUACAACUGCAGCCAGCCCCUCCUGCCGCUGGAGCACGGCCCCAUCUAUAUCCCUUCCUCCUAUGUAGAGAGCCGCCAUGAAUACUCAGCGAUGGCGUUCUAUAGUCCCGCUGUGAUGAAUUACAGCGUCCCCAGCAGUGCCAAUAACCUGGAAGGUGGGCCUGUUCGACAGACCACAAGCCCAAAUGUGUUGUGGCCAACUUCUGGACACCUCUCUCCUUUGGCCACUCAUUGCCAGUCCUCGCUUCUGUAUGCGGAACCUCAGAAGACUCCUUGGUAUGAAGCAAGAUCACUAGAACACACCUUACCUGUGAACAGAGAGACGCUGAAAAGGAAACUUAGCGGGAGCAGUUAUGCCAGCCCUGUUACUAGUCCAAGUUCAAAGAGGGAUGCCCACUUCUGCGCAGUCUGCAGCGAUUACGCAUCUGGGUAUCACUAUGGCGUCUGGUCGUGCGAAGGAUGUAAGGCCUUUUUUAAAAGAAGCAUUCAAGGACACAAUGAUUAUAUCUGUCCAGCAACGAAUCAGUGCACCAUAGACAAGAACCGGCGUAAAAGCUGCCAGGCCUGCCGACUUCGCAAGUGUUACGAAGUAGGAAUGGUCAAGUGUGGAUCCAGGAGAGAAAGGUGUGGGUACCGCAUAGUCCGAAGACAGAGAAGUUCCAGCGAGCAGGCGCACUGCCUGAGCAAAGCCAAGAGAAACAGCGGGCACAUACCUCGGGUGAAGGAGCUCCUGCUGAGCACCCUGAGCCCAGAGCAGCUGGUGCUCACCCUCCUGGAGGCAGAGCCGCCCAACGUGCUAGUGAGCCGUCCCAGCAUGCCCUUCACCGAGGCCUCCAUGAUGAUGUCCCUCACUAAGCUGGCCGACAAGGAACUGGUGCACAUGAUUGGCUGGGCCAAGAAAAUCCCUGGGUUUGUGGAGCUCAGUCUGUUGGACCAAGUCCGGCUCUUGGAGAGCUGCUGGAUGGAGGUGUUAAUGGUGGGGCUGAUGUGGCGCUCGAUCGACCACCCCGGCAAGCUCAUCUUUGCUCCAGACCUCGUUCUGGACAGGUCAUCAGAAGACCCUCACUGGCACGUUGCGCAGAUGAAGAGCGAUGCCCCAAGGGAUGAGGGGAAGUGUGUAGAAGGGAUUCUGGAGAUCUUUGACAUGCUCCUGGCGACGACAUCAAGGUUCCGUGAGUUAAAGCUCCAGCACAAAGAGUAUCUCUGUGUGAAGGCCAUGAUCCUCCUCAACUCCAGUAUGUACCCCUUGGCGACGGCAAGCCAGGAGGUGGAGAGCAGCCGGAAGCUGACACAUCUGUUGAACGCAGUGACAGAUGCCCUGGUCUGGGUGAUUGCUAAGAGUGGCAUUUCCUCCCAGCAGCAGUCAGUUCGCCUGGCCAAUCUCCUGAUGCUUCUUUCUCAUGUCCGACACAUCAGUAACAAGGGCAUGGAACAUCUGCUCAGCAUGAAGUGCAAAAACGUGGUCCCAGUGUACGACCUGCUGCUGGAGAUGCUGAAUGCUCACACGCUUCGAGGGUACAAGUCCUCAGUCUCGGUGUCUGAUUGCAGCUCAGCAGAGGACAGCAAGAGCAAAGAGGCCUCCCAGAACCCACAGUCUCAGUGACGGCCAGGCCUGAGGUGGACAUUCUACAGAGCUGCUCAAAGGUGGAACCCUGCACCCUCGCAGCUCCCCAGCUGGGGCUUCAUCUUACGGCUGCCUUGGUCAUGCACCCUUCCCCCACAUUCCACUUCCCAGGGGUCAGGGUGGGUGGGUUGCAGUGUCCCUGUACCGGGGGAUACCUCUGAAUGCAGAGUUCUCACUUUUGUAUAGCCUUAGAAGGUUCUCGAUGUGACCCUUCUCUCACUCUCCAUCUCCUCUGCCCACUCGGGAAAACGUCUCAAAGCUUCUGGAAUGGAUGGUGAAAGUCUGACCCGGAAGGAUUGGCCUUAGACAGGGGAGAGAAGGUGACACUCUGCAGCAGGGGUUCUCAACCUCUCUGAUGCUGUGACCCUUUAAUAUAGCUCCUCAUGUUGUGGAGACCCCAACCAUAAGAUUAUUCCAUUGCUACUUUGUAACUGUAAUUUUGCUACUGUUAUGAAUUGUAAUGUAAAUAUCUGAUAUGCAGGAUGCCUGAUAUGUGACCCCCACGGGGGUUCAUGACCCACAGAUGGAGAGUCGCUGGUCUAUAAGAAAUGGACUGUAGAACUAACUGUGUGGUUGUAAAAUCAACCUUUGAAGGGUGUCUUUCCAGACCACUUGAUUAUAGGAUUGAAAACCACAUUGACAAUCAGCUCGUUUCACAUUCCUACCUCACAGGCUUGUGAGGACUGAUGAUGUGUUGUUGGUUAUUCUAUCAGAGACCAGAGGGAUACUGGUCAAGCUCAGAUGUGAGCCGCCUUCCUCCCCCCAGGUCUUCUUGCUAUCCGUGCAGAUUCAUCCUUCCUGAUUUAUGUUUGUAGAACCUGCUUAUUUGGCCUAUUGAGUCUCACUGUCAUGGAUUAAGAUUUAAAUCUUUC
Molecule: messenger RNA, 2609 nt
Organism: Peromyscus eremicus (cactus mouse)
Lineage: Eukaryota; Metazoa; Chordata; Mammalia; Rodentia; Cricetidae
Gene: Esr2
Product: estrogen receptor 2
Exons: 9
Coding region: 13-1716 (567 amino acids)
Biological process (GO): regulation of DNA-templated transcription; cellular response to estradiol stimulus; estrogen receptor signaling pathway
Cellular component (GO): nucleus
Molecular function (GO): nuclear estrogen receptor activity; steroid binding; sequence-specific DNA binding
Source: RefSeq, a predicted model, not a curated record